GGAACCGUUUUGCACCUCUGCAUCAAAUACAAUCAGCUGGAAGCAUUGAAGAUACUGGUUGACAAAUUAAAAGAUCCGGAGUUCGUGAAUGCCAAAAAUGAAGAUGGCAUGACCAUAUUGCACCUGGCCGUGUACUAUGAGCAAUAUGAGACCAUCAAAUACUUGCUAUUUAACGCUGGAGUAGAGGUGAACAUCAAGAACGCAAACGGGAAAACGGCGUUAGACCUUUUUGUUUGGGCAGGGAGUCACCAAAAGUUCAGAAAUUUCAAGCUGUCUUCAGGAGGCUGGUGCCUUGAAAGCCAAGGAAAUUCGCUCCCCUAUUGACGACCGGAAGCUCAAGCAGCUAGAGUGGUUCGAGAAAAGCAGAGAAGCAAUAAUGGUGGUGGCCAUACUUAUUGCAACCAUGGCUUUUCAAGCAGGGAUAAGCCCUCCAGGAGGUGUGUGGCAAGAUGACUUGUUAGAAGGACCAAAUCCACACACAAUAGGAGAAGCUGUUAUGGCACAAAAGCAUCCAAAAUAUUACUGGCUUCUGAUUCGGGCAAACACGAUAGCAUUUGUUUCAUCUCUGAGCACAAUUAUUUUGCUCAUUCGUGGGUCGAGCAUCCCCAGCAAGUGCUUAAUGCCGUUGUUGGCCUUUGUCAUGUGGCUAGCCAUUGCAACCAUAGCCAUAACUUAUGCUAUAGCACUUAUUACAGUAGCACCAAAAGAAGCAAGAGGGCGGCAAUUGGGUAAUACAAGUGAGAUUCUAGUCAUCGUACUCAUGGUCUGGAGCGGUUGGAUAGUCACAACCCUGUAUGAGAUAAACGCUCUGUUCAAGAAAUGGCUGAAAAUUCAUCGGAUGGAUAGCAGAGGCUACUUGUUUUCUGAUUUUGUCCGUCAGGUGUUCUCUCGGGUCAGCUUGCGGGCACCCAGGUCUAGUGGCGGAGUUACUCCUCGUACCCCAAGUGGCGACAGCACUCGGGUGUAAAUGCAAGACAUGGAAAGCAUGUAAAUGCAAAAUGUGGCAAUAAUUAUUGGUAUAUAAAUUCAUAUGCAGUGUAAA
Messenger RNA from Coffea arabica (coffee), 1042 nucleotides. The record is from RefSeq and is a predicted model, not a curated record. NCBI's taxonomy places the organism in Eukaryota, Viridiplantae, Streptophyta, Magnoliopsida, Gentianales, Rubiaceae.